AUGGACCGAAGCGAAGCCGAGAAAGGGCGGGAUGUCAUCGAAGCGCGCAGUGCAGCUCCGAGUCAAGACGUUGGCCACGGAAGUUUGUCAGAGAAAUAUGAGGUCGACACCCUCCACAAUGACGAGGCCAUGAAGGUGCUGGCCACGUACCAAGGCAACCCGGCUUGGGACACCCAGGAGGAAAAGAAGGUCAGGAUCAAGAUCGACAGGCGGCUGCUGCCAAUUCUGGCCGUUACGUAUGGUCUUCAAUAUUACGACAAGACGAUGAUUGGGCAGGCGGCACUCUUCGGGCUUCGAACUGAUCUUGGCCUGACGACGGGGAAUCGAUACUCUAUGUCAUCGGCCAUCUUCUAUCUAGGCUUCGUCGGCGGAUCGUAUCCAGCUGCUCAAUUAGCCCAGCGAUUCCCCAUCGAGAGAGUUGCUGGCGGGCUGGUCCUUCUCUGGGGCAUCUGCUUCGUCUUGACAGCUGCGUGUUUCAGCUGGCAGACGUUCUACGUCCAGCGGUUCUUUCUGGGUUUCUUGGAAGCUGGAGUGAGCCCAAUCUUCAUGCUCGUGGUGGGCCAAUUCUACAAAAAGAACGAGCAAUCCUUCAGGAUGGGUGUUUGGUACGCUGCAUCAGGCUUCAUAACGCUCGUGUCUCCUCUGGUAAACUACGGUCUUGGUCAUAUCCAAGGUUCGCUAUCUCCUUGGAGAUAUAUGUACAUUGUGGGCGGACUAAUCACAGUCCUAUGGUCUGUUGUCAUCUACUUCUUUAUGCCACCUGAUCCGAUUCGCGCCAAAGGUUUCGACGAGCGUGAGAGAUAUAUCGCCGUUGCUCGCCUUCGAACCAACAACAGUGGAGUGCGCAACACACACUUCAAAAUCCAACAUGUCCUGGAACUGUUUCUUGAUGAGAAGUUCUGGCUUAUAUUUGCUCAAGCAUACUUGAGCAUGAUUGCUUCAGGACCGGUCAACACAUUUAUGCCUAUUAUCAUUUCUGGAUUUGGCUUCAACACCCUCAACAGUCUACUGCUAAACAUCCCUGCCGGAGCCGCUGGCGCCAUACUCAUCCUCGGGGCGACGUACACAAGCUACAAAUUCCGUAACAUGAGGACAAUUGCAAUUUUUGUCGCUGAGCUCUUUGUUAUCAUGGCCUCGGUGCUUUUGUGGAAGCUCCCUCGGGAUUCAAAAGGCGGCCUCCUCUUCGCGGUGUACAUGAUGACAGCAUACAGUGCUGGAUGGGGUGUCAUUAUGGGAUUGUCAAUUGCCAACUCGGCUGGGUAUACCAAGCGAGUUGUAAGCUCAAGCGCUAUUCAUGUCGGCUACUGUCUUGGCCAAUUUACGGCACCUCUUUUGUUCAAGCCUAAAGAUGCUCCGGAGUAUGCUCCAGGUUUCAUCGCAGUUCUUGUAACUGCCGCGGCAUCAGCAGGUCUAAACCUACUCUACCGUUUCGUCUGUGUCUGGCAAAACAAACGGCGAGAUCGUGCCGGCAUUCUCGAGGCCUUUGAUCACGCUUACGAAGAUGAUGUGACUGAUAAAAAGGUAUGCGUAUAG
Messenger RNA from Exophiala spinifera, 1533 nucleotides. RefSeq lists its product as uncharacterized. Gene Ontology annotation, cellular component: membrane. The transcript has 4 exons. Gene Ontology annotation, molecular function: transmembrane transporter activity. Bases 1 to 1533 code for a protein of 510 amino acids. Lineage: Eukaryota; Fungi; Ascomycota; Eurotiomycetes; Chaetothyriales; Herpotrichiellaceae. Gene Ontology annotation, biological process: transmembrane transport. The record is from RefSeq and is a predicted model, not a curated record.